CAUUUGCGAGUGAAGAAACACAAUGUUUCUCAUUGCAUAUGGUCUUGCCCUGUCUUUCUUUCUCUGCAUCAUUGAAUGUAGAGAUGCAAACCUUGUUUUAGUUGAGAAUCCAAGAGAGGCUCUUUGUCUUGAUGGAUCACCUCCAGGAUAUUAUAUCAGAAAAGGUUUUGGUUCUGGUGUCAAUAAAUGGAUACUUCACUUGCAAGGUGGUGGCUGGUGCUAUGAUAAAGAUGACUGUCUUAAGUGGAGCAAAACUGAUCUAGGGUCUUCAAAAAAUUGGCCACAAAAAGCUCCUUAUACAUAUUUAAAUUCUGGCUUGCUCUCAUACCUGAAGACAAAGAAUCCUGACUUCUAUGAGUGGAAUGUAGUCCAUGUUCAAUACUGUGAUGGAGCAUCAUAUUCUGGUUAUGUUGAGAGUCCAGUGCAAGUUAGUGGUACCUCUAUAUAUUUCCGAGGCAUUAAAAUACUUGAAGCAAUCAUACAAUCAUUGAAAGAUGGUGGAAUGAACAGUGCAGAAGAAGUUAUACUCACUGGAUGUUCAGCUGGUGGCUUAGCAGCAUUUCUUCAUGCUGACCGUGUGAAGUCCCUCUUACCUCGCUCUGUAAAAUACCGCGUACUGCCAGAUGCUGGAUACUUCAUUGAUGCUCCAAAUGUUGAUGGUGAUAUGCACAUAAGGAGCGUUUACACUAAUUUGUUCAAUAUGCAGAAUUGUUCUGGUGGGGUUGAUCAAGAUUGUAUUGCUGCUUAUAGUGGAUCCAAUGACGCUUGGAAAUGCUUUAUGGCUCAGUAUACUUAUCCUUAUAUAUCAUCUCCUACCUUUACACUGCAUUCUCUGACUGAUACAUGGCAACUGGAAAACAUAGUGGAGCUUGAUUGCCUGCCACCGAGUUGUACAGCUACUCAAAUGAAGGAGUUUUAUAAGUUCACUAAAGAAUUUAAAGUUGCAGCUGCGCCUGUAAUAUCUUCUUCUACGAAUGGAGCAUUUCUCAAUUCUUGUUUAAAGCACUGUCAAUCUAUGAGCUCUUAUGGCUGGAAUGGUAGGCUUGUUAAAGGUCAAACUGCAGCUGCUACAUUUAGCAACUGGUACUUCAAAAAGGAAGGACUGAAGAAUGUUGUGGAUUGUCCUUAUCCCUGCAAUAAAUCCUGCUAGAGUUCUAGUAUAUUAUACAAUAUUAUACAACUUGAUUACUGAUUAAUUUGUUAUAUUAUAAACUAAUUAAUUUAUAUCAAAGAAGUAUAAAUGAAUAAUUUAA
Amphimedon queenslandica is the source of this 1253-nucleotide messenger RNA. Its product is annotated as pectin acetylesterase 5-like. Lineage: Eukaryota; Metazoa; Porifera; Demospongiae; Haplosclerida; Niphatidae. The transcript has 8 exons. Bases 23 to 1150 code for a protein of 375 amino acids. The record is from RefSeq and is a predicted model, not a curated record. Gene Ontology annotation, molecular function: hydrolase activity.